Molecule: messenger RNA, 677 nt
Organism: Pseudogymnoascus destructans
Lineage: Eukaryota; Fungi; Ascomycota; Leotiomycetes; Thelebolales; Thelebolaceae
Exons: 3
Coding region: 27-380 (117 amino acids)
Source: RefSeq, a predicted model, not a curated record
GAGCAUCUCGCUGAAACGUAUGUACAAUGUCCAAAGGUCGCGCGUUCAUUCCAGUUGUCUUUGCGGUUGGUUUUGGAGUUGCCAAUGCUCUCUGGGCUUUCGGUCCAGCACUCGAGGAGCAAGCUCAAGAGCGGGCGGAGAAGGCUAGGAGGCUAGAGGAAGGUGAAAAGCCGCUGGACAAGGAGGUUACCGCAUCGAUAAAAGCGGCAGCUGAUGCUAGCCGUUCAGAGGCAACUGCUGAAGCUUUGCAAAGCAAAUCAAACGUUUGGCAGACAGCAGCAAAGUUCUGGGAUAAACCUUCAAAUGUUUCAUCCCCCACCAAUGAAGUAUCGCAGACAAUUACGAAGGACCAAAGACCUGAUGAGUCGUCCAAACAGUAGCUGAGCUGGGCUUAGAACGGAAGUUUGACGUGUCACAUUCGGAAGAGCGUUGUAUUAUGUUAGACUGGGUCAUUUUGCGAUGGGAGGCUCUAUGUCGAGUACAUCCUGGUGCUUUACUGGGGAGAGUUCUAAGCAUAUAAGUGUAUAAUAGGUGGAUGUUGAAUGACGGUUUUUCUCCACUAGCUGGGAAAAUCGACCACGAAUUAAUAGCCAUUAAACGGUUAGAGACACUCCUGGACCCUGCCGCAGCCUGGAGUGUUUACGGCUGCUGCGAAUAGAAUGAAACUCAGAUACCCA